This is a messenger RNA of Delphinapterus leucas (beluga whale), 2438 nucleotides long. NCBI's taxonomy places the organism in Eukaryota, Metazoa, Chordata, Mammalia, Artiodactyla, Monodontidae. The record is from RefSeq and is a predicted model, not a curated record.
UUAUAGUUAGUGGCAAUUAUAAUAUUUUAUUCAAAAUUGCUUUUAAAAUGGAUCAUUUCUUUUUUAAAAGAAAGAGGAAUAAUGAAGCAAAAUAUGCAGAAGCAUGUUCAAGUUCUACUGCUGGAUCUGGAAGUGUGAAUAGUGACAAUAUUGAUAAAACUAUUGACUCUAAUCUGCAAACAUCAACUUCAUUUGAGCCAUGUUUCAAAAAGAAAAAAGUAACUGCAAGGCGUUAUAAUGAAGAUUAUUUAAAAUAUGGUUUUAUCAAAUGUGAAAAACCCUUUGAAAAUGACAGACCUCAGUGUCUUAUUUGUAAUAAUAUUCUUGCAAAUGAAAGCUUAAAACCUUCAAAAUUAAAAAGGCACUUAGAAACACAGCAUGCUGAACUUAUUGAUAAGCCUCUUGAAUAUUUUCAAAGAAAGAAAAUAGAUGUAAAGUCAUCAACACAAUUUCUUAGCUGCUCUACUACUGUUAGUGAGAAAACCUUAUUAUCAUCAUAUUUAGUUGCAUAUCGUGUGGCAAAAGAGAAAAUGGCUCACACAGCUGCUGAAAAAAUUAUUCUUCCAGUAUGUUUGGAUAUGGUGCGUACAAUUUUUGAUGAUAAAUCUGCUGAUAAAUUAAAAACGAUUCCUAGUAAUAACACAAUAUCUCUUCGAAUUUGUACAAUUGCCGAACAUUUAGAGGCAAUGCUUAUUACUCGGUUACAGUCGGGAAUGGAUUUUGCAAUCCAGCUUGAUGAAAGCACAGAUACUGGAAGCUGCACAGCACUUUUAGUCUAUGUCAGAUAUGCGUGGCAAGGCGAUUUUAUGGAGGAUUUUUUAUGUUGUUUAAACUUAACCUCACACCUAAGUGGAUUAGAUAUUUUCACAGAAUUAGAAAAGUGCAUUGUUGGUCAGUAUAAAUUAAACUGGAAAAACUGCAAAGGAAUUACAAGUGACGGAACAGCAAACAUCACUGGAAAACAGAGCAGAGUAAUUUAAAAAUUGCUAGAAGUUACUAGUGGUGCGUGGAAUCAUUGUUUUAUACAUCAUGAAGCAUUAGCAUCCAGAGAGAUUCCACAGAAGCUCAUGGAAGUAUUGAAAAAGGCAGUGAAAGUUGUUAACUUUAUUAAAGGAAGCUCAUUAAACAGCCGACUUCUUGAAACGUUUUGUUCGGAGAUUGGAGCUAAUUAUACCCACUUACUGUUUCACACCAAAGUUCGUUGGUUGUCUCAAGGGAAAAUACUGAGCAGGGUUUACGAACUUAGGAAUGAGAUCCACGUUUUUCUUACUGAAAAGAAGUCUCAUUUGGCAACUAUUUUUGAGGAUGAUAUUUGGGUAACGAAACUGGCAUAUUUAACUGAUAUUUUUGGCAUCCUUAAUGAACUACGUUUAAGACUACAGGGGAAAAACAGUGACAUAUUCCAACAGGCCGAAUGUAUCCAAGGAUUCCAGAAGGCGUUACUGUUGUGGCAAGCGAAGCUUAAAAGCAAUCGUCCUAGCUACUACAUGUUUCCAAGGUUUUUGCAGCACAUUGAAGAGAAUGUUAUCAAUGAAAACAUUUUGGAAGAAAUAAAACUAGAGAUAUUGUUGCACCUCACUUCUCUCUGUCAAACCUUUAACCAUUUAUUCCCAGAAGAGAAAUUUGAAACAUUAAGACAGAAUUGUUGGGUAAAAGAUCCGUUUGCUUUUUGAAACCCAGAAUCAAUAAUUGAGUUAAACUUGGUGCCUGAAGAAGAAAAUGAAUUAUUGCAGCUCAGUUCUUCAUAUACAUCGAAGAAUGAUUAUGAAACACUAAGUUUAUCAGCAUUUUGGAUUAAGAUAAAGGAAGACUUUCCUUUGAUAAGUCAAAAGAGUAUCCUGCUAUUAUUACCAUUCACAGCAACUAGUUUGUGUGAACUAGGAUUUUCGGUCUUAACCCAGUUAAAAGCAAAGGAAGGGACCGGAUUAAAUGGCGCAGCAGAUAUGCGAGUAGCAUUAUCCUCCUGUGUUCCAGACUGGAAUGAACUUACGAAUGGGCAAGCACAUCUACCACGUUAAAUAAAUCUUUUUUUUUUUUAAUUGGAGUAUAGUCACUUUACAAUGUUGUGUAAACAAAUCUUACCUGGUUUUUGUUUCUGCAGUUCUCAUUUUGUGAUUUUUUUAUCUGUUGUAUUUAAAUGUUAAUAUAGCAGUGUAUGUGAUAACUUUGUUUUUAUUUUUGCUAUACUUUAAUACUAAUAAAAUCAGUGUAAUUUUAUGUUCAUUGAACAAAAAUUUAAUGAAAUUCUAUUAGAGGUCAGGUACCGUUCUAGGCACAUUUGGGAUACGAAAUGAAGAAAACAGAGACCAUUCUCUAGUGGAGCUUAUGUUCUGGCAAGGAGAGAGAGAGACAAUAAACAUACUAAAUAACCUUUAUAAUAUUUAGAAUUUAAUAAGUGCUAUAGAAAGUAAUAAGAAAGGAAGUCAGGGAACUAUUUG